AUGCUGUGGCUAUUCCUCCUCGGGGUGGUCACAAGCAGAUGUCUGCAUGAUGAGGCCCAGAAGUCUGUAAGGCUUCUCGGGCCCCCUUCUUCCCAACUGCCCACCGACUCCCGCUCCAUGACCAUUCCUCUCCCUGUGUUUCGUGAGCCUCAACCCCUUCGAAUCCAAAUCGACUAUUCAGGAGAUCCUUGGAAUCCUGAGGGGGAUGGAAUGAGAGGGGAAUCCCGAGCGCUGGCCGCAGUGAGAGAGGCUACUCAGCGAAUUCAGGGUUUCCUAGCAGUACAAGGACCUCUGCUUCUAAGCCGAGAUCCUACACAAUACUGCCAUGCUGUCUGGGGAGACCCAGACACCCCAAACUACCACAGGUGCAGCCUCUUGAACCCAGGGUACAGAGGAGAGAGUUGCCUUGGGGCAAAGGUGCCUGAUGCCCAUCUCCGUGGUUAUGCCUUGUGGCCACAGCAUGGUUUGCCACAACUAAUACAGCCAGACGGCCCUGGAGUCCAAAACACUGAUUUUCUCCUGUAUGUGCGGGUUGCCCACACUUUCAAGUGUCACAAGGAGGUGAGGUUCAAAACAAAUCCCUUUCCCUGCUCUGCCUCUCAAUUUUAAGUCUUGUGAGGGGAAGAUAGGAAGACAGCAGUUUUAUUAAGUUGUGCUUUAAGGGGGGGAAGUUUGGGGCAUACUCCAUCGCUCUGUAUUCCUUCACUUCUCACCCUACCUUCUCCUGCCUGUUCGCAGCCCUCUGUCAUAGCCUAUGCUGCCUGCUGCCAGCUGGACUCAGAAGACAGACCCCUCGCUGGUACCAUUGUCUACUGUGCCCAGCAUCUCACCAGCCCCAGCCUCAGCCAUGGUGACAUCGUCAUGGCCACACUGCAUGAAUUGCUUCAUGCUCUGGGUUUUUCUGGACAGCUCUUCAAGAAGUGGCGGGAUUGCCCCUCAGGACUAGGUGCUAGAGAGAAUUGUUCUACAAGGAAACAAGUAACAAGGCGAGAUGAGUGGGGCCAGCUGCUUCUUACCACCCCAGCUGUUAGCCACAGCCUGGCCGAACACUUGGGAGUCCCAGGGGGUUCACAGGGUGCUCCUUUGGAAGAGGAGGGCCCUUUGUCUUCCCACUGGGAGUCCAGAUUACUCCAGGGUUCUAUAAUGGCUGCUACCUUUGAUGGUGCCCAGCGCACUCGACUUGACCCAAUAACUCUUGCUGCGUUCAAAGAUUCCGGCUGGUAUCAGGUCAACCUCAGUGCUUCAGAAGAGCUGUUGUGGGGCCGGGGCUCUGGCCUAGAAUUUGGCCUGGUGACCACAUGUAGGAAUGACUCGUCAGACUUCUUCUGCACUGGCAGUGGGCUGGGCUGCCACUACCUGCACCUAGACAAGGGAAGCUGCUCCUCAGACCUGAGGCUAGAAGGCUGCCGCAUGUACAGACCCUCUGCCAACGGGAGUGAGUGCUGGAAGGAAGAAAACGGACUCUCACCUGGAGCAGAGAAUCCCCAUGGGGAAAUCUACCAUCCCCAGAGCCGUUGUUUCCUUGCCAACCUCACUUCCCAAGUCCUCUCUGAAGACAAGACCAGCCAUCCCAACCAAAUCCUGUAUCUCAGGCAAGAAGAGCUCAAUGGCCGUUGCUAUUUACAUCAAUGUACACAGGACGGAGCAUACGAAGUGAAGGUGGAGGGAUCACCUUGGAUCUCCUGCCUGCCAGGAAAGGCUAUUCAGGUGCCUGGGUACCACGGUCUCCUCUAUUGUCCCCAAGGUCGGCUAUGUCAAAGUCAUGAAGGCACCCAUGCUGUUACUUUUCCAUCUGUAAGCUUAUCAACCCAAGACCUGCUGUUCCAGCUGUCUUUAGGACAUACUGAGAUGCCAGCCCGUUUCCUGGGGAUGGAACAGAGAGCAGAGCUGGCCGAAGCAAUACUGCAGGCUCUGGUGAAGAGAGGUGGCACUGGAAGGUGCUACUUCCACAGCCCAUCAAUCACCACUAGUUUGGUGUUCACUGUACAAAUGUGGAAUUCCCCUGGCUGCCGAGAGCCUUCGGUUGCUAUGCUGUACAGGACCCUGACCCUGACUCUUCAGGAGAAGCCCCUGGAAGUACACCAUGGAGAAGCCAGCUUUACCAUAGAGUAUUACAAGCUGCUGACCACCUCGGACCCUAACCCCUCCAUGAACCACCUAUUUCUGUCCCUGGGACUCUGCCUACUACUGUUAAUUCUGAUGGGUACACUGGGAACUCUGGCCUAUCAGAAACGAGCUACACGUCAGAGCAACAGGAGCAGCACAGGAAGACCUGCUACCAGCUCCAAGGGCACCAUCGUGCUUUAG
Nannospalax galili (Upper Galilee mountains blind mole rat) is the source of this 2307-nucleotide messenger RNA. It is a transcript of the gene Cirop, whose product is annotated as leishmanolysin like peptidase 2. Lineage: Eukaryota; Metazoa; Chordata; Mammalia; Rodentia; Spalacidae. The transcript has 15 exons. Gene Ontology annotation, cellular component: cytoplasm; membrane. Gene Ontology annotation, molecular function: metalloendopeptidase activity. Gene Ontology annotation, biological process: cell adhesion; proteolysis. The record is from RefSeq and is a predicted model, not a curated record.